ACUUGAGUGAAAAAGCGAAAAAUAAAAGUAAAAGUGUUGCGCGCGCGCCCGCGAAGGAACUGUAAAUGAAAAGCAUGCGCCAAUAAACGCAAUUUCAGACUUGAACUAAAAUACUUUCGUGUAAUUUGUUGUUUCGAAAUUAACGCGUAAUACGCUUCCACCAAUACGCACGUGAAAAACAAUAUGGAUAAAACACAUCCGGAAAGGGCAUCGGUUAGCCCCAUUUCUCCAGGUUCGCCCACCGCUUCGCAUGUAUCCUCCAGCGCCUCAAUUAGCAGCGCUCACAAGACGCAUGGCGUACAAAAGUUUUGCUCAAAAAUCCGCCACAAAAUCGAGGAUAAUAUUGCACCCCGCCUCACCGGUAAACUCUACAAAUCCCACAAGCAUUCAAUAUCAAUGAACUCACUCAGUAUUGCCGAGUCGACCAGCGGCAAAUACACCGCCAUCGGUAAGCAGUCCACUUUGCCUACGCUGCCCGCAAAGAAGGGACAAGAAGUGGGCGCCGCGACGUCGCCGAUGUCUAACGCACAGCGUCGCAUCACCGGCAUGUUGAAGCAUCAGCGUCAGCGCAUUAGCAAAUCUACAAAAACGCUUAGCAAGCGUGAAAUAUCUGCGCCGAUAGGCAAAGUUGCGACUAAUUCCGGUAUUAUUUGUCCGGCUUUAGAGGGUAAAGGUGGUUGCGUUGAUGGCGCCGCCAUUGCACAGGCAUCAUCCGCGACAUCUAUGUCGCCUUCCACGCCCUAUGAAAGUGGCACUUAUGUGGAUAGCGAUGAGGAAUAUCAACUGAGCUUGAGUUUGACCAAACAGUCACUGGAAGAUGAAAUUUUCGAGGAGCUUGAGAAAGCCGCGCAUGAUGAGUCGGCACUGAAUGCGGUGUUAAAAAAUUUUGAUCGUCUGCUCACCGAUUACAAUGGUGACCCAGUGGUGGGUGAAGUAAACCAGACAACACCGCAUGUGGAAUGCGAUGUAGCUGUUGUGGAGGCGGCAGCCGCAGCGCAGUUAGAGCUACUGGCCUUAGAGCCGCCGAUUGCAUUCGCCGAUAGUGAGAUCGAGCGGCAGGAAGAGAGUAAGGAUGAAGAGAAGAUAGACGGAGCUAAUCGGUCAAGAGAAGACGUGAACUGCGAACUUCGUAAAACAAGUUUAGACACAACAGAAACAUUUUUGGAGUCGGUCGAGCCCACUUUAGAGCCCAACAUUGUUUCGACUACUGCGGUGACUCCGCAAGAAGUGCUUAAAUCGCAAUCCGCGACAGCAUUGGUGCAAAAAUUCGCUGAGUUACAAGAUAAUCCAGCAGAUGCGGUAGCGGCUAUUCGUGCGACUAACAACCACCCAAUUUCCAUAGUUGACAACGAAAACUCAUCGACAGUAACAACGGCGGCCACUAGCAACGCAGCUAGCCCAAGCAGCGCCGCUAUAACCGCUACCGAAUCUACUACAGAUCACAUGAUACCGCCAGUGCGUCCCAAGCGCUUGGAGAAAUCUAAGUCUUCGCUGGCCAUACCCAGACGCAAUGUUUACCAAUCACCGGAUACGCCUACGCUACGCAACAUACGCUAUGCUUUAGCUACGCGCGCACGCUGCAAAUCAGUUUGGGAAUUGACACCCAACUCCGCAGCGGUUGCGGCAAAUAGUAAAAUACCAAUUUUUAAAGCGUUGCCAUUACAAAAACGUAGCAAUAGCUUCUGCAGCACUUCCUUGACGGAAGUGGUUGGCAAGGAGAAGCUGCCAAGUCGUAACAAUUCAACGGUAGCUGUGAAACCCAAUGGCGUGGGAAUGAACGGAACACCGUCUGGAAGGAAAGAUAUUGUCGCCGUGCCGAAUAGUCAACGCCGCCAACUGACAAAGGAAGCACGUUCUGCCUCAGCGCUAUCGUUAGCCGGCAACAAGUCACGUUCGCGUUCUGUUUCAACAACGCGCACUCAAGCGCACACGCCUUCAACCACUCUUAUACAGCAACAACAAACCCAGACCGCGGCUGGCCAACGUGGCAAACGCAAGUCGCUGCCUAGCGAAAAACUAACGCGCACCAACUCACGCCUACAAAUGGAGAGAACCAAAUCUUCAAUCGGCUUUAAUUCAGGCGCACACGCUACAAUAUCUCCACGGCGUACGCCCUCCAGCACCAGUUUGAGCGGCAGUCCAUGUAGCGGAAGUGUUUCGCGUGCCACCAUGGCGUUGAAUUCAGUAGGCGCGCGUAAGCUACAGCGUAGUCGCGAUGAACUACUCGACAAGUGCUUGGAGAAGGGACAGGAGAUUUUGCGCAAAGUGGAAUCAAUUAACACGGAAGGUGGCAUGCGUAAGACAACAAUGGCGAGUAGCAAGGCAGGGGUAGCGGCAGUGACUGCUUCAUCGCAAUCCAAACGUGCUGGUGCGGCGACAGUGACAGCGCCGAACGCACGUACGAAAGUGAAAACAGUAGGCGCUGGCAAUACACCGCAGGCAGCUGGUAAAUUAACGAAAGAUGCGUGCAGCAACGGUACUUUGCGAGGUACGCGCGUUUCCAAUGCCACCACCUCCACCGCCGCCGCUUCCCCAGCCAUGGGCGCUGUCACGGCCACAAAACAGUUGAAAUAUGCGAAUGAGGAGAAAGUGCCACAGCCACAGCUGGAGUUCUGCAAAAUAAUACCACCCGUAUUGGGUGAGACAUCCGAUAAGCACAUCGAGUUGCUGGUUAAUGUGGUACAGGCAAAAUUGACUGCGCCGCCCAGUGAAGGCAAAACAACUGGCGGCGGCGGCGGCGGCGACAACGGCGACACUACACAACAGCUGUCACAACACCAAGCAACAACAAACAGUGGCAAAGAACAGUAUGCGACACCUUCAUAUGAGCCGCUACAAUCUGCAGCCCACGCUGAAAAGCUUGGCGAAGCUCAGGUUGAUGAGCGCAAACAUAACAACAACAACGAAUCUGACUCAGAUGACUCAGGCCACAUAUCGAAUGAGAAUGAUACGACCAUUCAUACGCUAUCCACAUCCACGACGUCCAGUGUAAGUCUUUGCGAAUCAGAUCUGAUCGAGGAGGAAAAGGUAGAAACAGCAGCUGCGACAACAGCCUACAAGGCAGCGUCGGGCAAAUCAACGAAAAUUUCCGAACUCUUGGAGAAGUUCGAAAAGCAAUCGUUAGCCGCCGAACAGUGCGGUAGCAUCCCACGAAGCACACCCACUAAAGUCUGUACUGCGACACGCGUCGCACAACUCGAGGCCGUACAAUGCAUACAAACACAGGUGGAGUUCUAUCCGACCUACAGUAAAGAGGUAACUAUUAGGUUGCUUUAGAGCGCCGCAAUUUCCGAAGUACUCGUACAUACAUGAGUGCUUUAAACCUGAACGCAAAGUAUAACUAAAACGAACGAAGCGCUAAAAUAUUCGAGUAAUAAAUAAAUAAACAUCCAACCUUCUGCAGAACCAUACUUCAACCGGUAGCCAUCUCCUUAAUUUCUCUGGUGAAAUUGGUGCAUUUUAAUGUUAAUAUUAAUUAUAUAUACAAAUGUAUGCUUAUUAAAUCAUUUAUCAAAUAUAAGUAUCUACCUAUCCUCUCUGGGACUCUACUCUGUAUUGCGAUUCAUAGUGCCAAGCUUUCGAAUCCGAAUGAGUGGCUUUUCGAAUCGCAGUAUAGAGUAGGCCCCAUGGUUUUGGCUCUAUAAAAGUCCAAAUCCUGUAGUUUUUGCAUUUAUUGAUUUUUUUUUUUACCUAUUACCUUUUAACUUUUUAUAUCUACCCUUGCUUACUAUAUAGUAUAUAGGUCAAUCCAGGUUAAAUCGACCAUUUUCGGUUUGCAUGAAAUUUGAUCAGAACUUUUGUUCUGUCAUAUAACGAAGUUCUGUCAAAGGAAAAAAUAAAAUUUCUUUUUUCGAUAGUUAUGCAAAAUUUAAAAUUUACAAUUUUGCAAAUUAAUUUUUUUAAUACCACAAACACUAUCGAUCUUUAGUGAUAUUUAGGACAAUAAAGAAAAAUAUAUGAAAAAAUUCGAAAAAUAAAAAAAUAUCAGAAUUUUGAAAUUAAAAAAAUUUAA
Messenger RNA from Rhagoletis zephyria (snowberry fruit fly), 4012 nucleotides. Its product is annotated as putative GPI-anchored protein PB15E9.01c. NCBI's taxonomy places the organism in Eukaryota, Metazoa, Arthropoda, Insecta, Diptera, Tephritidae. The record is from RefSeq and is a predicted model, not a curated record.